This is a messenger RNA of Peromyscus californicus insignis, 6626 nucleotides long. It is a transcript of the gene Tcp11l1, whose product is annotated as t-complex 11 like 1. The transcript has 9 exons. NCBI's taxonomy places the organism in Eukaryota, Metazoa, Chordata, Mammalia, Rodentia, Cricetidae. The record is from RefSeq and is a predicted model, not a curated record. The coding region runs from base 804 to 2108 and encodes 434 amino acids. Gene Ontology annotation, biological process: signal transduction.
GAACCUGACUUUGAAAGCACUGGUGGUUGUUUCCGAACGAAGGUCUUCCUGGUUCCUGUAGCUCUCCUCUAAGAUCUCGGACUGGGACGAGACUGCCCAUGAUUAGCAAUUGACAAGAGCAGGAGUUUCCAGACUGGCAGCCUCGCUCCUUGUGGGUGUACAAUUGCAUGAGAAGUUAAAGUGUGGGAAUAAUGUCUAGAAUGUUCCUAACUCCCCCCAGACUCAGUGGCAUUCCACUUUCUCAGAAGUAGUCUGAGAAACAGGAGCGUGGAGUAAAACUAUAGCUUUAGUUAAAAGAAUGAAAAGUCUGAGGCUCCUUGGAGCCAGAACUGUGCUUCUGCAAGUUAAAAAAAAAGAGAGAGAGAGAGCUUUACCACACCCUAAAUUCAUUUCCCCAGGGCUUGGUUCCCACAGGCAGAGGGGAGUCAGUUUGCUGAGUGAAAAAAACAUUUUAGGUCCCAGCAGGGAGGAAGUCUCCUAGAUGAAAGGUGGCGGGCUCUGCCCGUGUAACCAACAGUUGCCUGGCUUGUGUCUUUUUACAAACCUUCUGAAGCAAAUCAAACAUGCAGGUCCUAGAGGAAGUGUCCCAGUCUAAGAAUGCCAGGGUUGAUGUUAUCCAAGGGUGAAAAUGAACGGUUGUUCUGCAGACAGCAAAGAAUGCCAGGGUUGAUGUUAUCCAAGGGCAAAAAUGAACAGUAGUUCUGCAGACAGCGAAGAAGGACACAGAUUUGGGAUUUUGAGCUAGUCCUCCAAGACUUGUCACUGUGGAGGAACUUCUAGAAACAGCGAAAGGAGUCACCAACAUGGCUCUAGCCCACGAAAUUGUCGUCAAUGGAGACUUCCGGAUUAAUGCCGUUGAAUUAGCAGAAGGCAGCUUGGAGAAAAGAGUAAAGGAGAUUGUACAUAAAGCAUUCUGGGAUUGCUUGAGUGUCCAGCUAAGUGAAGACCCCCCAACAUAUGACCAUGCCAUCAAACUUGUAGGAGAGAUCAAAGAGACCCUGCUGUCUUUCUUGCUGCCUGGUCACACUAGACUAAGGGACCAGAUAACCGAGGUCUUGGAUCUGGAACUGAUUAAACAGGAAGCAGAGAACGGGGCCCUAGACAUUGCCAAGCUGGCAGAAUUCAUUAUUGGCAUGAUGGGGACAUUGUGUGCACCUGCUCGUGAUGAGGAAGUUGAAAAGCUAAAGGACAUUAAGGAAAUAGUGCCUCUUUUCAGGGCAAUCUUUUCUGUGUUGGACCUAAUGAAAGUAGACAUGGCCAACUUUGCUAUCACUAGCAUUAGACCACACCUCAUGCAGCAAUCGGUUGAUUAUGAGAGGAAGAAAUUUCAGGAGGUGUUAGAGAAGCAACCGAACUCCCUGGACUUUGUCACCCAGUGGCUGGAGGAGGCCUCAAAUGACCUUUUGACUCAGAAGUACAAACACGCCCUGCCGGCUGGGGGAGGGGCUGCUGGCUCUGGGGAUGCUGCAGUGCUGAGCCCUGCUUCUGUCCAGAAUUAUGCCUACCUGAAGCUUCUAAAAUGGGACCACUUCCGGAGACCUUUCCCCGAGACCGUUUUGAUGGACCAGUCUCGUUUCCAAGAACUUCAGUUGCAGCUGGAGCAGCUGGUCAUCCUGGGGUCUGUGCUGCUCGUCACACUCAGCACCGCCGCACCUGGGAUUUCUGGGCACUCUGACUUUGCUGAGAAACUCAAGAUGACGGUGAAGAUUCUGCUAAUGGACAUGCGUCUGCCUUCCUUCCGUCUGGAGGAUGCUCUGACUUCCAUUGGGGAGAAGGUGUGCCUGGAGGUGAGCAGCUGCCUCUCCCUGUGUGGAUCAUCCCCAUUCUCCAUCAACAAGGAGACUGUCCUCAAGGGCCAGGUUCAGGCCCUGGCCAGUCCUGACGACCCCAUUCGCAGGAUUGUGGAGUCCCGAGUUUUUACCUUCUUGGAGACAUACCUUGCCUCUGGUCAUCAGAAGCUGUUGUCUACAGUGCCAGGGGGAUUGGGUCCCAUUCAGAAAGAGCUGGAAGAAGUUGCAGUGAAAUUUGUGCGCCUGGUCAACUAUAACAAGAUGGUGUUCUGCCCUUACUAUGACGUAAUCCUCAGUAAGCUGCUCCUCCGCUCCUGAGGGCACAGCUGCACGGCACCGGCUCCUCUCCUUGGAUCCCCGCUCUCGCAGUGCCGUUGCUGUGGAGAAUGGCAUGUGGUACACUCCUGUUUAAUAGCGCUGGUUCCUGUGUCGCUGUUGGAAAGACUCGCUGAAGAAUGCACUGAGUUCUGUUUUGAGGACUGUAUUUACGAGGGCAAGUUUACAAACUCAAGAAGCUCUCGUUCUCUUGAGUUUACAGGUAGCACUUAGCUUCCAUCAGUUGGCUGCCACUGUCUCGGCUCCUGCUGCCUCGGUUGGAGGAGCCGGUCCUCCCAAGGAGCCUGGGGCCUGUCUCUCCUGUGGCUCGUUCUUUCUCAGACACUCCAUGCUGACAGUCAUAAGCCAUGGCUUGUUCCAUUGCUUCCCAGCCUUCCUCCCACUACUCUUCCUGGGAGGGGUUUUGUUUUUCUUUUUUCAAGACCAAGUUUCUCCAUGUAGCUCUGAUUUUCCUGGAACUAGCUCUGUAGUCCUGACUUGCCUAAACUCACAGAUAUCCCCCUGCCUCUGCCUCCUGAGUGCUGGGAUUAAAGGCACGUGCCUCUAAUGCCUGGCCCCUGUGGAUGUUUUGUGACGAGGCCAUCUAUAGCCUUACAGUGUCUACCCCACUCAUCUCCACCUCUAUCCAUUUAUUGCUACUUGGGUCCAGCCGAGCCAGCGUUCAGAGCCCUUUUGUUCUACAGCAGAGUUACUUGAUAAUUUACUUUGUCUUAUUUUUUAUUAUCAUGAUUAUUUUUGAAACAGCGUCUCUCUCUCUAUAUAUAUAUAUACACCUCUGGCUGGCCCGGAACUUGUUUUGUAGGACAAGUGGACUCAGACUUGCAUCAACCCUCCUGCCUCUGCUUCACACGUGCUGGGAUUACAGGCUUCUGCCGCCAUACCCACGGGAUAGAACUUGAUUUGUAAAAGCUUAUUUGUUGGCUUGGGAUGUAGUACACUGGUUACUGGUUGCCUAGCAUGGACAAGGCUCUGGUAUGAUCUCUUGCAUUUAAACAAUGAAAAAUGUACACACACACACACACACACACAGCAGGCAUUGAGAAGCCAUAAGCCCUUGUAACUUCAGCUACCUGAAAGGUAGGAGGAUUGUGCCCAGGAACUCAGGAGCAGCCUGGGUAAUAAAGACUCCACCUUAAAAGAACAAGGACAGAAAUAUUGUUCUUUCUACAGAAGUGUUCCGGAGCCAGGAUGGCAGCAGCUGAGGCUUAUGGAGCCAGGCAUGGUGACAUGUGCCUGUAAUCUUAGCUCUAGGGAGGCUGAGGCAACAGAAUUGUAAAUUGAACUUGCUAAGCUGGACUACAUAGUGAGAGCCUCCUUCAAAAGCAAGACAACAUGCUGGGCAGUGGUGGCACACACCUUUAAUCCCAGCACUCAGGAGGCAAAGGCAGGUGGAUCUCUGUGAGUUCAAGGCCAGCCUGGUCUACAGAAUGAGUUCCAGGACAGCCAGAGCUACACAGAAAAACACUGUCUCGAAAAACAGAAAAAUGACCACACUUAUGUAUGAAGUCUAAAGAAAGUCUAAAUCCUUUUACUUUUAAUCCUUAAUAGAUAGAUGUAUAUAGUUUAGUAUAACAGGAAAGAAGAGAAUAAUCCACUGUGAUGAAUACACAAAUGUGCUGAUGAAAUUCUAAUUCAGAAAUUAGAUUUAAGUAUUUCAGAUAAAAUAGCCCACCCUCACUAAUCUAGAUAAGGAAGAAAACUCCCCAGUAUUUGAGCAGAAUUCUUAAGGAAUUUGAGUGACCAGAAUUCCCGACACACCAUAUGACCAUGAGAGUGCUUUGGAUGUGGUACAGAUGAUCUGUUAAAAAAAAAAUAAAUAAAAGAAAGAAAGAAAAAAAAAAAGUAAGCCAGGCAGUGGUGAUGCACUCAUUUAAUCCCAGCACUUGGGAGGCAGAGGUAGGCGGAUCUCUGUGAGUUUGAGGCCAGCCUGGUCUAAGGAGCCAGCUGGUCUACAGAGCGAGUUCCAGGACAGGCUCCAAGUUACACAGAGGGACUCUGUCUGGGGCGGGGGUGGGAGGUGGGGGUAGUACAUGCACUACUGUGUGUAUUUUAGACUGGAACAUCUCCAGUCAGCUUCCCUGGGCAUCAGACAAAAGGAACAUUCACUCUGAAAACUAUGCAGUGAUGACAGGAUGCAGGUCAGAGGGCAUAGUAAACCUAGCCUGGGGGAGUACACCUGAAAUCCCAACGCUUCAGAGGCUGAGGCAGAAGGCUAGCCUGGGGUAUAUAGCAAGACCCCACCUGAAAAAGAAAAAGAAUGGCUGUAUUGAGGAUGAUUUCUCCAAAUACAUGCUGCAAACUACUCUAAUGCUGAUUUUUGUUUCCAAGUAAAAUAAUGUGCUGAAUGUGCCUCCAGAGGCAGGAGAAGGUGGAUCUCCAUGAGUUCAAGGCCAGGCUGGUCUACAUAGUGACUUUCCAGGCUAUCGAGGGAUGCAUAGUGAGACCUGUCUCAAAAAUAAAUAAUGAAAGUAUGCUAUAUUACGUGCUCAGAUUAUUAUUUCCGUGUAGCCCUGGCUGCCCUAGAACUCCCUAUGUAGACCAGGCUAGCCUGGAACUCAGAAAUUGCCACCACACCUGACUAGUAAGUCAUUAAAGUCUAGCCGGAUGUGUCUGCUAACACCUGAAAUACCAGCACCUAGGAGGUGGAGGCAAGAGGGUUAGGAGUUCAAGGCCAGUGUUGGCUAUUAGCACGUCUGAAGCCAGUUUGUGCUAAAUGAGACUGUUUCUCAAAAUACAAAAGAAAACAGUGUUACCAUUUAGGCUUCAGGACAGAUUGUCUGGAAGAGGAACUAGAGCCCUGGAGGUGUAGAUCAGUGGUAAAGAGCUAGACUAGCAUGUUCAAGAUGGCAGAUUUGAUCCUUGGUACCAAACCCCAAAUCGUUCAGUAGUAACAGAGACUUCUGGACAAGAGCAUAGACAUGACUUGGAAGCUACUGAAAAUGGCUCUGGUAAUUGUUCCUGUGUGACGCGGGGCGGAGGCCCCGUUUCGGUCUGAGCAGGUGUUUGCUCUGAGCCUUCUGCUCAAGGCUGUGUGGUAGUCGUGUUUGUAGGAGAGUUAAAUAGACUUUAGGGUCUGCGGUGGGGUAGGCAUGCCAGGUGGAAGGAUCAGAGGCAGCACUGUUAGAACAGGUCUUGCUUUGGGUGUUUGAGGUGGGUACUGGUGUUCUGCCUGUAUGUAAUUCUGUGCACCAGGUAUGUGGUGCCUGAAAUACCAGAAGAGAGCAUCAGAUCUGGAACUGGAGUCAGUUGUUAGCUGCUUUGUUAGUGCUGGGAAUCGAACCCAGGUCCACUGGAAGAACAGCCAGUACUCAGUAAACACUGAGCCAUCUCUCUAGUCUAGUCCCAGGAUUUAUACAAAGGACUUGGAUCUGCUUGUAGGAACUCAGGCAGAAAUGAUAAGAUCAUUAUUAAAGGACUUCUAAUCUAUAGAGAUAUGGCAAAUUGGAAAAAAAAAGCGGGACUGAAUGUAAUUGCCUGUCAUCUCAGCAUUUGGGUAGCUGAGACAUGAGGAUUGAAAGUUUGAUAUUAGGCUGGGCGGUGGUGGUGUGACACCUUUAAUCCCAGCACUUGGGAGGCAGAGCCAGGCGGAUCUCUGUGAGUUCAAGGCCAGCCUGGUCUACAGAGUGAGAUCCAGGACUGGCAUCAAAACUACACAGAGAAACCCUGUCUCGAAAAACAAAAAGAAAAAAAGAAAGUUUGAUACUAGGAGAGAGAGAGAGAGAGAGAGAGAGAGAGAGAGAGAGAGAGAGAGAGAGAGAGAGAAGAGAGAAUGAGAAUCAAAUGUACCCUCAUGUCUCAGGCUCCAGAACCCCUGGUCACUCUAACAGGGCAGCCUGGCUGCAUUUUAGAUGAGAGCACUUUAAAAGAACAGCUCAUCUCUUAGGGUGUGUUCAAUGAGGCCAGGGGAAGGUUUGAGGAGAGCUCACUGGUGUCUGUGCUGUUGAGGCUGAGACGCCCGCCCCUUACCUGGAUGCAGCACUGUUGGCCUGCUUCAUCCUGUUUGGAACUUUUACUCCCUCCCAGGAUGAGGAACAGAGCCUCCCUUCCCUCUGAUGCAGAAGAUGCAGUCACCACUUCACAGAGCUGUUGUGUGGUGUUUUGUGUUCUGACAAAUAAAACUUGUCGGGGAUCAGAAGAUGGAGCUGGCCACUAGUUAACCGUAGAGGCCAGGUGGUGGUGGCUCCUGCCUUUAAUCCCAGGGGAGGCAGAGGAAGUGAUGAGGUGGGUCCCUUUUGGUCUGAGGAUCCGGAGAGGUAAGAAGUCACUAGUGGCCGCUCCUCGGCUUCUCUGAUCUUUCAGGCUAACACCCCGAUAUUUGACUCCUGGUUUUUAUUGAUAAGACUAAUUAGGUUCACGCUUCACAUAGCGUUCUUCUAAAUCCCUAAAAUGCUGCUAAGAGUUAACACUUUCCCCCGUCCUGGUUCCUAAACUGGUGGGGUUGAGACUGGGCAACUUGAAAUUUUGAUGCAUAAAUAAAGACCUUUACGGACUCCCAGCUCA